AUGCCGCCACCAACUUCGACGGUAUCACGAAAACGAACCCGUUCAACAAAUGUUUCUGAAAGUAAUAAUAAUCAUGAACAAGCAACAUCAACAUCAACUAUCGUUUCUUCUCAACCAAUGAAUACAGCUCCACCUAAACGUCAACGUAAUAAUCCACCAUCAACAACAUCUUCCGUACAAUCACAUACAAAUUAUUCACUUCGAAAUCGUUCAAUAACACCUGAUACACGACAGUCAUCAUCAGCACGAAUACCAUCUAUUGAUACAUCAACUAAUUCUCAACGAUAUAAUUUACGACCACGACCUCCACAAUCACAAAUUCAUUUACCUCAAGUUUCAACUUCACAUUCAAUUACAGUACCACCACGUCGUAUUCAUCGACGAAUUCCAUCUACCAUUACAACUACUACACAACAAGAACAACCAACAUCAUCUAUUAUUCAACCACGACAAUAUCGUCUUGUUUAUAUAUCAGACGAUGAUGAUCAACCAAUAACAACUACACAAUCAUCAACAUCUAUUGUUAAUACAACUUUUAAUUUAGUAACUGAUGAUGAUGAUGAUAAUUUAAGACGAUCACAAGUACAGCCUCGUCGUACAGCAAGAUCAACAUCUAGUACUGCUCAUAAUACACGUUCUCGUACAUCUACCGAUCCAAUAAGUACAACUACAAUAGAUAAUCAAGAUUUUUCUAAUGGUGGUGUAGCACAUGUCCGUCUUAAUCGUGCUAUUGAAAUUGUUAUUGAUUCAAUACAAUCUCUUGAAGGUGCUGUAAAUAAUUUUGAUCAACUUGUAUUUGGUCUUAUUUAUGGACGAUUUAGUACACGAAAUGAAUUUGAAAAUAUUGAAGGUAUGAUACGUUUAUCUCGAAUACUUAAUUUAAAUUUUCCAUCACGAUUAACACAAGAUGAAAUAAAUGCAUUACCAAAAAUAAAAUUUAUUAAUAAAUUAGAAUCAACAUCAUCAAUACUUUUAGUUGAAAAAUGUCCUAUUUGUUUAACAGAAUUUAAUGAUCAAGAAAUAAUUAAUAAAUUACAUUGUACACAUUUAUUUCAUCUUGAUUGUAUUUCAACAUGGCUUAGUGAAAAUGAUUCAUGUCCGACAUGUCGUAGAAAAGUAAAUGGAGAUUAA
Molecule: messenger RNA, 1131 nt
Organism: Rotaria sp. Silwood2
Lineage: Eukaryota; Metazoa; Rotifera; Eurotatoria; Philodinida; Philodinidae
Source: the annotation of a GenBank genome assembly